This is a messenger RNA of Liolophura sinensis, 7952 nucleotides long. RefSeq lists its product as uncharacterized. NCBI's taxonomy places the organism in Eukaryota, Metazoa, Mollusca, Polyplacophora, Chitonida, Chitonidae. The record is from RefSeq and is a predicted model, not a curated record. The transcript has 53 exons. The coding region runs from base 203 to 7096 and encodes 2297 amino acids.
GAAGUGGCGUACAUAGCAGCCACGAAAAAAAAAAUGCAGCUGUUUGCAAGGGUUCUGUAACUUGUAUGUAUUUGUUUUAUGCUAUUAUCUCCCAUGCUGUUACCCGAAGAUAAACAGUGGCAAUUAUCUCGGGGAGAGUCGUUAAAUGUGAUCUUUGGAUCCCUUUGGACUUGGAUAUCAGAGCCAUAUAUUUGUCAAAAUCAUGGAGUGGACAGAUAUAUACAGGGUAGCUGGGAGUGAAAAGGUUCAAGAUCUGGAGGUUGAACUAAAGAAAGAAUUGGAUGAGUUGAAAAAUGAACUUGAGGAAAAUGCAAUGAUUCAUGGAAUUCCAUCUAAACCUAUCAGUUCUGUGCCUAUACCCAAAAGUAUCAGUCACUAUCGCAAUGAUAGAAAGCUCAUCAUUGAAAGAGCUAUGCAAGUCAGUGAAGCCCAACCCCUUGUAGUGCAAGCUGAUGUCAUGAAGGAAGAAAUGUUAGCAACACAAAAAGAGGAGUACACAAAAAACAGCAUACCCUUAUUACUACAUCAGUACUUCUUAGACCGCAUACAGCAAUUGGUUCAGUGUAAACACAUGCACAUGCUGAGAUGGAAAAGAUUCAGUGAAAACACCAAUUUUGUUGAGUCUCUUUAUACACUAUACCAUGCACGUCUCCAACACAUCAUGGCAGAGUACAGAGACUGCAUUGAGAGAGCUCAGCGCCUGGCCGUGGUGAAGGAAGGGUAUUUGUCACACACAGACCAGGGAAUCCAGGCAGUAAAAGAAGAAGAUCUUCUUAUUUACCUCCGCUGGCUUGUCUGUCACCUCCACUCUGUGAAAAUGUUUAACCAGUACCUACGGGUGUUACAGUGGUUGCCUGUGACAAGAAAAAUGGAUUUUGCUGUGAAAGAAAGGGAUAGAGAGGAAGAAGCCUCCUUGUCAUCCCGGAUGGCAUCACGCUACCAGGACGACUCUCUGUUUGUGUCACAAUCAUUCUCUGCUGACUCCCGCCGAGGAUCAGCUACAUCAUCACUGAUCCUAAACAAUGUGCCUCCAGUCCCACCCCCUAUCAGCUCAACACUCCUCACUGUGGUCCCAAUGACCUCCUCCUCCUUUAUCCAUGCUUCAGCAGCUGCAGGGGGUGGUGUUGCAGGGGACGAAGAACUACUUCAACUGCCUCUCCAUGUGAAUGAGUUUGAAAAGCUGCGCCAAGUUCUUAGCUUCCUUCUCAGCAUCUAUGGCAUCAGUUAUGAUGUGCAAAAUGUUACCACUUCUGCUGAAGAAAUGGAAAUAUACAGCAUGGUCAACAAAAAGUUUCGACAGAUAUUUGGACGCCAGGAGCACAUGAAAACAUUUAGAACCUAUGAUACAUUUGAGGCUGGCCAGGAGAAUUGGGGAGCAGACACAUUUCUACAUGCGCUGAAGAAAGAGGCCAACUGGCAGGAGUUUGUGAGACUCAAACCAGAAAAGGAUGCACAUCAAGAAAAGCAAAUGACUCAGCUGCGCCACAGAAAGAAGAUUGACGAACUGUUGAGAGUGCAAUCACACUUUCUGCAGGUGAUGGAUGCUGAGCAUGUGCUAAAGGCUUUGAAGGAACAUGCAGCUUUGGUGCGGGAUCCUCCCGGUGUACAGGCUGCCUCAGUCACAGCGAACAAGACACCUUACAACACGGCCACAAUUAUGAAGAGGAUAUAUUCAAACCCUGACUUUUUCAGUUUGGGUGAGAAAUCCGAAGAUGCGAAGGUCCAGGAAAUUGAUGAGAGAGACAUUGAGAAUGUUAACUUGUCACGCUCUUCCAGUGUAACCUCUGGGUGGGGCAAACGCAAAGACAGUUACAGUUACUUCAACAGUGUCCAAAUGUUGGGUCUGGAUGAAGGUGACCAAGAGUGCAGUGACCCAGCCACAAUACAGGGAGCCUACAUGUCAUACUUACUUUUAAGACACUUGAGGAUACGAGAUCUUCAGAGAACGUGCUUGAGUGUGUUCAACUACUUCCGCUCGGUGGAGAGGACCCUGACCAUUAAUGAUGGUGGACUGUCAAUGGAGGCUGACAAAGCCACUCAGGCCAGCAAGCAAAACCAUCGCAAGGGGACAGAAGUGGAUGGAACAACUGGAGGAGGAGGCGGCCUUGGGUAUCAUGGAUAUCUUCACAAUACUCCUUUAGAUUUCAAAAUGAGCGAGACAGAAUUUAUGGAGUUUUGUGACAUUCAAAACCAUGAUGACUUUUAUUUGUGGGAGGAAGGCCGUGUCCACGUGCAGGAUCAGCAGGGUUAUUACAUUGUCUAUGAUGCAGCCAUGAAUGACCUCAAAGCUCUGGAAAAUGACUUGUUACUGCUGGCCUCAUACUUUAUAGACAAGGACAGAGACUUAAGGACAGCAUCUGGUAUCAAAAGAUCCAGUUUAAGCUCAUUCAGAAGACGACAGUCAGUUGCUGGUGACACAGAUCUAUCAAGCUAUGCUCAUCAGGAAGUUGACAGGAUUGCUAUCCUCAUGGACAUCUGGACAAAUGAAACAGCCUUCAUGGAAUGCAAAAAAGAGCUGCUGGAUUGUUACCUGGAAGCAUACCAGCAUGUUUUUGACCGAGAUGAGAAGAGGGCUCUUGCACAAGUAAUCACAAACAUCAUACAUCAACGACCACGGAUUGAUUUCAAAGACAAGUACUUCAUCAAGACUUACAGGACUGAAUGUGUCACUUUGAGGUUACACUGCAAACUGCUGAAAAGCAUCCUUGAUAAACAGAUUGAGGAGCAGAGGGAAUAUGCCCAGAGAGUGUGCCGGGAGGGGGAUGGGGAGUUUGGGCUACCCCAUAAAGUCAUACCAAAGCAGCCAGUCUCUAUUAAUAUGAGCAGUCAUAAGGAAGAAGAAGUCCCACGAUCAGCCCUGAAGAAUGUUUUCUUGAUGGAGUUCCAUCCAUCUCUUGCAAUAUCAUCUCGACUUCCAGAAGCCUUGAAGUACGCUUAUGGGGAAUUGGUACAUAUGCAUCGCCCUGAAUCAACGUACGAGAUGGUUAUGUUGGAGAGGAAUUUGCUGGAGGUCUGCUUGAAGGAGUGGGAGAAACUGCCUGUGAUGGGCAGGUCAUACUCACCACACAUACAGAAGGAUUUGUUCUCAGAUGUCUUUGUUGAGGACCCUCUUUUUAUCUGUGAGAUCGCUGUGUCCCAGUGGCAUCAAGAGGAGAAAACUAUGGGGCGAUGCUCACUCAAGGAAAAGCAACUCAGUAUGAUUUCUACCAUCUGUAGAAUGAUGGAGGUGGUGACAAGUAGGUACAGGCUAAUGGAUGCUGCAUGGGAAACAGAAAUUUUAUCCAAGGUAUACAGAAAACAGGCUGUUGAGCUUGGAUUUGAGGACUACCAUUUGUUUCUACGCUUUGUGCAGUUUGAAUUUGCCAGUUUCAAAGAAGAUGCCGGUAAACCUCCCCCUGUGUUUCUGACAGCUGUACAUGAGGAGGACCCAAGUGUGGACAGGUAUACCCCAUCAUUUUUGUACCUGGCAAUACAGGAGCUAGAUGAAAACCAUGUUGGACGGUUCAGCUUCAGGGGAAGAGAUGGCCUUCUUCAGGUUUACCGUCCAGGUGGGCUGGAGAAUCUACAGGUGAUUCUAAAGGCUCAGGUAGUUCACAAGAACUGCUUGAUCUGUGCAGUCCAACAGGUCAGCGCCUGUCAGCCAGUGAAAGGAAUCGUGGGAGAUAGGAAAAGCGGACGAGCCACCCCAACUGAGACAAAGAGCGAGAAAAGCACCUUAACACAGAUGACUGGCUUCUCAAGUGGCACCCAGGGCACAGCCCUAGCCUCUAAACGAGGAGUAGAUUCGAAAUCCAGGGAUAAAACUAUAGAGUCUUUUAUCUCCAUCCAGCUAGAAAAGGGACCAAGUCGAGAUUUGAUGCUGAAUGAAUUUGUGAAGAAGAAAGCUGCAAUGGGUGUAGCAUUGCGCAACACUGAAGAGAUGGAGAAAGUCAAGCGAAACCUUAUCUCAAACUACUGUGAGGAGUUUUUCAUGAGAAUGGCUCAAUAUUCUUUGAGGUCACAGAUUCUUAUGUAUCAUUACAGUAUGCUCGCUUUACUGGAUCAAUUUCCAAGCAUAAGGGACACAUAUUUCAUGGUAGGAGAGGCUAAUGAAAAGAAAACGGCUGAAGACAGCAUGGAAGGAAUGGAAUCUGAACCUGGUCAAAUGAAGAAGCGACCUAGACGACUGCUGUCUGCAGACGGCAAGCACCUCCUCAACCUCUGGUUUAUCCCUCACCAUACAGAAGUCCUUGUGAUGUUCAAAACCCUGGAUGAUCAUGCAUGUGUCAGAGCUCUCACCCAUAGCUUAUGUAUUGUUUCAUCACUCCAUGAUAUCCUCCAGUAUCUCUGUGCGCAUUCUAGCCUGGGAUCCUCUCAUGCAAGGUUUGGUUCCCAAAAAAUGGAGUUUGUGUCUGCAGACUGGGGAGGCAAUGAAGGAAUAGGUGCUGAGCUUCGGGAAAUCCAGAAACAGAUUAACAACUUACCUGAGAUGCAUGAACCUGAGAUCGUGGGUGAUUUCUUAGCUCUCAGACGGGAUGUCAUGUUUCUGGAGAUCGACACAGCUGUGAGACACUCUAUGAUAGACACUUUCCUUCACACUGGAAAUGUGCAGGCAUUCAAGGCCAUCAGUGACAACAUCUACUCAGCACUUCCCACACUGAGCAAUGUUCAGCGACCAAGCCUGUUUAGUACUUAUCUUAACAUACCGGAGCCAUUAGAGGCACGGGAUGCAAAAGCAAGUCUGCUGUUUCCAUGGAGAGCCUUCUGUGGAAGGAAUGGACCGUUUCCUACAUUGUUUUGGCCCUUCCACCAGAUAGAGCACAACAUACAGUUGGCGAUGGCAGGCUUAAAGGAUGUUGAUAGACAUGUGGCCAAUGGGGAGUUGCUGGGUGUUGUUCUACUGAUGGAGGAUGUUCUGCUGGCUGGGAUCCAGGAUGCCUCUGCCCUGGGGCAUGACGGGGACGGAGAAGGCAGCCAAAAGAGUUCCCCAGCCUCCUCUCGGCCGGUCAGUCGGCUCAGCAAAGACAUGCCCCGGCCCACCAUGAGGCUUUCCCAGGAUCAAACCAAAAAGACGGCUGUUCCCCCACCAAAGCAAGGCUUAUCUCGAACCCAUGAACCUCUGGAGGCGUAUCGUCUCCUGAGGUCAUUCCUUCUCCUCUGGAAAAGACAGGAGGUGUUAAAAGCUGACUGGGGAAGACGCAAACUCAUUGUGGAAAGGAUUGAAUCUCCUCACUUGUACAAAGAAUUCUGUAAACAGUACAAGCUGGAGAUUCUGUUUCCCGUGAUUCAAAGUGUGGCACGUCGUUUGGGACAAGGAGACUUAUAUGAAGGUCUAGUCUCCGAAUCAGAACCUUUGGUCAUGCCAAAAGGAUCUUCAGAGAUUGAAAUCCGGUCAAGACAAGUGUUUAAACUGCUAGAAAAUCUUGAGUGUCACAUGAUUAAUGAGGUGCGUAAGAAAUUGGCACGAGAACUGACACUUGCCCUGGCAGAGAGAUCCAGAGAGGAAGGGGCACUGCCAACAGAUCUGUGGAAGAAACCAGUGAUGAAGGAAAGCUACACCAUAACUCGUCCUCAUAUUGCUGAGAACUUUGCCCAGGCCCUUAUGUCUGACUGCCUGGAGACAGAGGAAGACAUCACAAUUUCUAAGGCUCACCUGAAUACCUGUCUAACCGAACUGGCUCAGAGAGUUAUGGCCCGGGAAAAAUUGAACUACGAGAGUUACACAAUGUAUUAUGAAACAUUGUUGAAGGCCAAUCAUAACCUUCUGUACCAAAAAGAACAGGAAAUGAAGCAGCUGCAAGACCAGGUGAAGUCAGCAGUGCAUAAUGUCACAGUUGAGGUCCAAUGUCAAAUGGCAGAUCAGGCACAUGAUAUUCUCAUGGAAAUAACAGCUUUGAGAGCAAAAAUUAGUGAGAUGAGAGACAUGAGUCUGACACAGGAGAGAGACAUUCGAGAGCGGGUGAAGGAGGAGUACGAGGGGCUAGUUCAAAACCUGUUCAACACAGUGUGCCAGGUCAAGGCCAAGUUUGACGAAUACAGGGGCGAUCUUUUGAAUGAUACAAGGGAGAAAAUAGCAGAGACAAGAUCAGAGGCUGUGGAAGCCUUAACCAAACUCAACCAAAAGUUUGAUAUCAAGUCAGAUAAUACAAGCCUGGUGUCUAACCUGGCCAAAGCUGAUCAUAUGAGGAAUGUUCAGCGAGAAAACCAUCACCUAAAUGUCCUCAUUCUGAAGAUGAAAACAAUGAAUAGCUGGAGACAGAACCACAGCCAAGUCAACUUUACAACAACGAUUGGUAAAUUAAAGAAGGAAGCAGAUAAAAUUAAAAAGCAGUAUGUUGAGAUGAAAAUGAUAGCAGAGGAAGAGGUGAUCCUGUUGAGACAACAACAGGUUGCCAUUCGUAAAGCUCUCACUUCUGCAGAAAAAGAGUUGAAUGAAGUAAAGAAAAUGCUGGAAAAAGAGCUGAAAGUGAAGCAAGAGAAGUCUCACGUAGAUUUACAGAGAGCAAGAAGUCAGAGGCAGUUGCAGUCUGCAAAAUCGGCAAACAUUGAGAAAUUGCUGGAGGAAUUGGGUGACAAAGACAUGAGGCUGAGGCUGAUGUCGAAUGAGCAGGACAAACAAUUCAAGCUUUCCACCAUGAACCAGGGUAAGGUGAAGAAGGACAUGACUCAGUUCAAAAAGCAGCUGGCUCAUGAACGCUCCCUAAAAUUGGACGCAUUCAACAGAGUGGAUGAACUCCAAGCUCAGAUCUAUGAUUAUGAAACUGUCCAGCGAUCACACUCUGCAGUUUCCCUGCCAUCCAGUUCAGUCUCAGCUCGAGUUGCAUCCACUCGUUCCCAAUCCGCCAAGGUGACCAGCUCCAAGUCAACACGGCCCAGUACAGCCUCAACAGGAGUGUGGCCUCCCCGCGUUGUCUGGCCACAGAACCGUAGUGUUACACCAGAGUUGGGAAGCAAUACAAACCUCGAGGUCAAGAAGAUACAGCGCCCUAAAACGGUUUCUGGACGCCUCCGUAGCCGAAUAGCUGAGAAACUGCUAUAUGAACUAGAAAGAGAGGAGCGUAUAAAUGUGCAACUACAACAACUUCAUUUAGAAAACAUUAGUGAAAAGAAUCUGUAAUAUGUUCUAUGGACUGCUGACUCCAGGAUUUGUGAUAAUGUAAAUUCACAUGUAAAGCUUUUAACUCUAUUGAGUUUAUAAUACAUAGAAUGUGAAUGUAAUUUUUAAAGGCUCUCAUGUAUAGGGUCAGAAUAUAUGUGAUAGACUAAAUAAUCAACAGUUUUUUAGGACUUAAUCAUAUUACUAUUUAUUGGUAUUUUGGCAGAAAUGUUUAUCACCUGUAAUUAUUUCUGUAUGGAAUAUUAUGUGUGUCCAAUUCAAAUAUACAUGCAGUGACAAUAAUUGUAGUUUACAAUAAUUGUAGUUUACAAUAAUCACAUUAUACAUGUGAACAAUUCUAUAAAUCAGUGAUUAUUAUGUUUAUGUCUAUGACUGGACUUUGCUUAGACUACAGCCAGUGCUAAUUUUCAUUUUAUUUGCUUUUUAAACUUGCUUUAAGUGAGGUUUAAAGCAUGCAGUCAGGUUUUAAAUCAAGUAACCAUGUUAAAUGGUGCUGGAAUAUGUUAGUGUGUGAUUUUUUUGAAAUAAUGUUUUCAUAAUAUUUUACUGCUUAUACAUGCAGCAAACUUACUAUGCAACACAACUUACAAAGAAUAUAGGUUGUUGAAAUGUCAUGCAUUCUGUGAGCCUUGCAUGUAUACCUUUUUUCAAGCAACUGUGAUUAUUUUAUCUACAAGUUUAAAAUAAAUUCAUAUAUCACUUGUUGUAAUAAACUGCUGUUUAUUAGUGUACAUUAUAUUAUUGUAAAGCUGUUCACUUGGUCUUUAUGUACCAUACUUAUUUUGGGUUGUUCUGUAUAUGUUAUGUUGUAUUUGUGAAUAAGCUUAUUGUUUUUGUUUGUCAGCUUUGUCUGAUA